Messenger RNA from Fraxinus pennsylvanica, 537 nucleotides. The record is from the annotation of a GenBank genome assembly. NCBI's taxonomy places the organism in Eukaryota, Viridiplantae, Streptophyta, Magnoliopsida, Lamiales, Oleaceae.
AUGCAAUCCAGUGAGGUCACAGGGAUUCAUUAUCUACUUCCUUCAAAUCCAACGCAGUAUCCAACCCAUUUUGACACGAUUGAUAAAAACAUGGCAGGAUAUCAGUUAAACAGAUUUUCCAAAUCUCUAUAUCAAUUUCAGAUGGCUCCCCAAUUUACAGAAUUCAAUCCGCAAUCAACAUAUUUCAGCAGUAACUCAACUUCUGAUGAAGCGGAUGAUCAACAGCUGAGUAUAAUAAACGAAAGGAAGCAGAGAAGAAUGAUUUCUAACCGGGAAUCUGCACGAAGAUCACGUAUGAGAAAACAAAAGCACUUGGACGAGCUCUGGUCACAGGUUGUCUGGCUUCGAAACGAGAAUCGACAGCUCAUAGACACACUGAACCAUGUCUCGGAGAACCAUGAUCGAGUCCUACAGGAAAAUUCUCAACUCAAAGAAGAAGCUUCGGAGCUUCGCCAAAUGCUUACUGACAUGCGGCUCAAUAGUCCCUACUCUUGCCCGAGAGAUCUUGAGGACGAUCCGUACACUGAUUUGCCUUAA